UCUGGGUAAACCUCGUGAUGGCGUUCGUGCUUAUAUCGGAAGUUUCCGUCCGAAACUACGAUACGUAUUCUAAGUUCAACAACAAGCAAGGAGAUUUUCCCGCUGCUAAUAGCCCGGUGGCCAAAGAGUACGUCCGUCACAUCCACUCCUUGUUCGACGUGUACCGAAAAGGAGUAGGCGCCAACACCAACGAAGUGAACGGGGCGCGAGUGGUAAUAGAAACCAACACACUCUUUGACACCAAAUUCAAAGCGUGGAAGCGCAACGCCGACAUUAUUAACUCUCUCCUGGCGCUACCACAGGGAAUGAACAACGCUGGCCGGUAAAUCUCUACACCAAAAUAAAAUGACCUUAUUAAGCCUACAAGUAUUGUGCACCAAAUGCUUUUCCAUGACUCUGAAUAUACAAAACUUUAGGUGAAGAAAAUAAAAUUCUUGAGUCUGUCAAACAUAUCUAUAUUGUACCAUUUUAAA
Hyposmocoma kahamanoa is the source of this 473-nucleotide messenger RNA. RefSeq lists its product as uncharacterized. Gene Ontology annotation, molecular function: hormone activity. The transcript is spliced from 2 exons. Gene Ontology annotation, biological process: response to light stimulus. Gene Ontology annotation, cellular component: extracellular region. NCBI's taxonomy places the organism in Eukaryota, Metazoa, Arthropoda, Insecta, Lepidoptera, Cosmopterigidae. The record is from RefSeq and is a predicted model, not a curated record. The coding region runs from base 18 to 326 and encodes 102 amino acids.